This is a messenger RNA of Rhinichthys klamathensis goyatoka, 1443 nucleotides long. It is a transcript of the gene eri1, whose product is annotated as exoribonuclease 1. The record is from RefSeq and is a predicted model, not a curated record. Bases 54 to 1067 code for a protein of 337 amino acids. Gene Ontology annotation, molecular function: 3'-5'-RNA exonuclease activity; nucleic acid binding. Gene Ontology annotation, cellular component: nucleolus; cytoplasm. The transcript has 7 exons. Lineage: Eukaryota; Metazoa; Chordata; Actinopteri; Cypriniformes; Leuciscidae. Gene Ontology annotation, biological process: exonucleolytic trimming to generate mature 3'-end of 5.8S rRNA from tricistronic rRNA transcript (SSU-rRNA, 5.8S rRNA, LSU-rRNA).
GAAACCAGAUGUGUGUUUCUGAAAUGAACUAAUGUUAACGUUUGACUCAACUGAUGGAGUCGCCGAAAGAAACCAGUCAACCUGCAAAUAAGAGUUCAACGACUGAGGGAGAUCAGGAGGAGCAAUGCUGCCCUAAUGCUUCCUGUGAAAAAAAUGGGGAUCAGGAUCCCCCAUCCCCAAAACAGGGAGAUUUCAGUGAUCCAGUAUAUAAAGAGAUCGCAAUGGCAAACGGCGCCAUCAACCGAAUGAACAGAGAUGAGAUGCGUGCGAAAUGUGUCGAGCUGAAGCUUGACUCACGUGGUGUUAAGGAUGUCCUGAGGAAGCGCCUCAAAAGUUACUACAAAAGGCAAAAACUGAUGCAUUCAACUGCUGCAGAUGGAAACGGCCAUGCAUACUUUGACUACAUCUGUGUGGUGGAUUUUGAAGCAACAUGUGAAGAGAAUAACCCACCUGACUACCUCCAUGAAAUCAUCGAGUUCCCCAUUGUUUUGAUCCACACGCGCACAUUGGAGAUUGUAGACUCAUUUCAGGAGUAUGUGAAGCCAGUGGUGAACCCCAAGCUCUCCGAGUUUUGUGUGAAACUUACCGGAAUAUCACAGAAAAUGGUGGAUGAGGCGAAAACAUUCGAUCAAGUUCUAAAGCGAGCAGUUUCUUGGUUACAGGAAAAAGAACUUGGAACAAAAUACAAAUAUACAUUUUUGACAGAUGGGUCAUGGGACAUGGGAAAAUUUCUCCGUACCCAAUGCAAACUGAGUCAAAUCAGAUUCCCACAGUUUGCUAGAAAAUGGAUCAAUAUCAGAAAGUCUUAUGGAAACUUUUAUAAGGUUGCUCGUACUCAGACGAAACUAAUCUGCAUGCUGGAGAAUCUUGGUAUGCAGUAUGACGGACGUCCUCACUCUGGUCUAGAUGACUCCCGCAACAUUGCCAGAAUUGCCAUCCACAUGCUGAAGGAUGGCUGUCAGCUGCGGGUGAACGAGUGCAUGCAUUCAGGAGAACUACGGAGCGUGCCCAUCUCUGCCCCUAUUGAAGGAGCCCUAGCACCUCAAAUGCCCAAGAAAAGAGACUAAAAAGACUCUUUCCCAAAACUAACAUUGCUUAAUGUGGACAAAAUAUGAAAACCUGUCAUUACGUAAUCGGGACAAACUAAUCUAGGUUUACUUAAAUUGUUCCAGUAAUGUGUGUGAUUUCUUUGCUGCAAAAGCUUACAUCAUAGCAGAUCAGUGGGGUGAGGCUGUGCUUCACCUUUACAGCUAAUUGGGUUUAUGUACUGUAUUUUGAAACUUGCUUGAGCAACUGAAACAGAAGCUGAGGGCAAAAAGCUUGAAAAAGUCUGAUGGGUGAUCAAUAAUUGUGCAUUGCUUUUAUUAAUCUUUGUCGCACAUCCGUUGAAAAACUGAAAAGCUCAAUUUGUAUUCUAUUGCCAAUAAACUUUUUUUAUGACGA